AUGGCUUCAAUCAACGAUUUGGCGACGGCCGCUAUUGCGAGCUCCGAUACAGCGGAUGACUCAACUCGGGGCGCAUUCAUUAUUUUGGAGGGUUUGGAUAGAAGUGGAAAGACUACACAGGUGAAACUGCUGGAGCAGAGAUUUGUCGAGGAGGGUAAAAAGGUCAAGGUCAUGAGAUUUCCUGACAGGACUACACCUAUUGGGCAGAUGAUUGAUGCGUAUCUCAAGAGUGAUGUCGAGAUGGAUGAUCAUGUUAUUCAUUUAUUGUUUAGCGCAAACAGAUGGGAAGCUGUCAAACAAAUCCAAUCUCUACUCGCUUCUGGUACUACAAUUGUCUGUGACCGGUAUUAUCACUCAGGCAUAGUAUACUCAGCCGCCAAGCAGAACCCCUCUCUGACCCUCCCUUGGGCACGAGCACCAGAACGCGGUCUCCCCCGACCAGACCUUGUCUUGUUCCUCGAUUUGACCGAAGAGCAAGCUCAAGCUCGAGGUGGUUGGGGUGGAGAGGUCUAUGAACGAUCUGGUAUGCAGAAACGAGUACGGGAAUUAUUCUGGGGUCUCAGCAUGGGCGGGAAAGACCUUGCGGCGCAGGGACUUGGGCUAGGUGAGGGUGAGGACUGGACACAGGAGGAGGAGGAUCUAGUGGUAGUUGAUGCAGGCGGGAGUGUAGAGGAGGUUGCUGAGGAGGUUUGGAAAAAGGUUAGGGGUAGAGUUGAACAGGUUGAGAGGGGAGAGGUUGGAAGGACUGUGAGAGUUGUUAGGUGA
Messenger RNA from Fusarium tjaetaba, 765 nucleotides. Its product is annotated as thymidylate kinase. Gene Ontology annotation, biological process: dTDP biosynthetic process; dTTP biosynthetic process; dUDP biosynthetic process. The transcript is spliced from 3 exons. Gene Ontology annotation, cellular component: cytosol; nucleus; cytoplasm. The coding region runs from base 1 to 765 and encodes 254 amino acids. Gene Ontology annotation, molecular function: ATP binding; dTMP kinase activity. The record is from RefSeq and is a predicted model, not a curated record. Lineage: Eukaryota; Fungi; Ascomycota; Sordariomycetes; Hypocreales; Nectriaceae.